AUGGUUUCCCCGCCUCGUCCUGCACUUGCAAUCGGACCUGAAAAUUAUAAUCUACUGCGCAAAUUCGAGGGUAGGUUGGCUAAUAUAAAGAAAUAUAGUAGAGUUAAAAAAGAAGACAUUGGGGCACAUGUGCCCAGGAAACGCAAACAAAUGAGUGACUCAUUGCAACCAACACUACACCAUACCAGUUUUGGCGGACAGUUUCAAGUUGAUGAAGAAAGAACCUAUGAAGAGUGGCAGGAAUCAACUUCAAGUUCAGGUGAACCCGUGAACCCUCACACUGGGAAACUGCCCCCAGACUUUCGAGUCUGGGAGCUUGUGGAGUCAUGGCGUAGUAGUUCCACCAAGGCCAAUACGUUAAAAAUCAGAGUGGUCUCCUACAAUGUUCUUGCUCAAUAUUUGCUGCAAAGCCACCCCUACCUUUAUACCAACUGUAAGCCUAAUAAUCUGAAGUGGCAAGUUAGAGCAUCUAAGCUUUUUAAGGAAAUUGUCCACUUAGCGCCUGAUAUCCUCUGUCUACAAGAAGUACAAGCGUCACAUCUGAAUGGAUUCUAUGCGAAGUUCGAAAGUUUGGGCUACGACGGCCUCUUCAAACAAAAGAGGCAGAGGGACGAUGGCUGCGCUAUUUACGUCAAGAAGUCACAGUUUGAAAUCCAAGACCAGAAUACAGUGGAGUACUUUCAGCCUGAUAUGCCGGUGUUGAAUCGAGAUAACAUAGCACUGAUGGUGAAGCUCGUACCUCGUGGCGCGAGUGGGACUCCCAUUGUGGUAGCCACCACACAUCUCCUGUACAACCCGAAGCGAAGUGACGUCAGACUAGCCCAGAUACAAGUGUUGUUGGCUGAAAUCGACAGAUUUGCGUACUACGAUAAUGGGAAAGAAUGUGGAUACUUACCAAUAAUUUUGACCGGGGAUUUGAAUUCUACGCCUGGAAGUCCAGUUAUUGAUUUAUUGAACCAAGGAUGCGUGAGAGCCUCCUCGUUCCGCGAUGGUAGAUCUGACUGGCGAAAGAUCGGUGUUACUGAUAACUGUCAACAUCUAUCCAUAUAUUUGAACCGGCAGACGGGCGAAGGUUCUGGAACCGACUUUAAUUUGACCAGGAUCUACAACUCGGACUAUUCAAUGUCGCUUCCAGAUGGCAGCAUUAACGACGAAACCUGGGAUUACAACGAGUUGUUCAAUACAGACGAUAUAGGCCACCCCUUACAACUGAAUUCGGUUUAUGACAAUAUAAAGCCGGAUGGCGUCCCGGAGGCUACCACGUUUCAAAACGAGUGGGUUACCGUCGACUACAUAUACUUCAGCAAGCACAGUUCGCUGAAACUGAUAGAACGACUCCGGCUUCCAACGGCGGUUGAGUGCCAGUCUUUGGGAAGUUUGCCGAACGAUAUCUACGGCUCCGAUCACCUCGCGGUGGCUGCGACCUUCGCUUUAACACCACAAACUCCUUAA
Leptosia nina is the source of this 1452-nucleotide messenger RNA. The record is from the annotation of a GenBank genome assembly. Lineage: Eukaryota; Metazoa; Arthropoda; Insecta; Lepidoptera; Pieridae.